Messenger RNA from Ostrea edulis (European flat oyster), 4115 nucleotides. RefSeq lists its product as uncharacterized. Gene Ontology annotation, molecular function: transmembrane receptor protein tyrosine kinase activity; protein binding; ATP binding. The record is from RefSeq and is a predicted model, not a curated record. Gene Ontology annotation, biological process: multicellular organism development; cell surface receptor protein tyrosine kinase signaling pathway; positive regulation of kinase activity. The coding region runs from base 121 to 4011 and encodes 1296 amino acids. The transcript has 24 exons. Gene Ontology annotation, cellular component: signaling receptor complex. Lineage: Eukaryota; Metazoa; Mollusca; Bivalvia; Ostreida; Ostreidae.
AAACGUAACAUAUCUUAUCGCACCACAUGACGCAUUCACAGGGCCACUAAGAAUUGCUAUGUCCCCAUCUAGCAUGCUGGGGACAAAGAAUAGAUGUGAAUAUUUACCUUGUGACAAAAUAUGAGAACACAGAAGGAUGUAAGGAUCCUCGUAUUGUUUUUUGCCGUGUUGGGUGUAGGGGCAGGGGGUGUGAGUGGUGCUUUCGAUAGUCUGACGUCACGAUACCUGUGCAAGUUACAAUGUUCGACUUUACUCGCCGACAGUCCAAAUAUUUAUUCUCGCUACUCUUCACUUUGUACACAACCAAAUCAACAGUUUUCUUUUGGGUGUCAGGACCUGGGAUGCGCUGGGUCCUGCGAUUCCAUAAUACUGAUUAUUCAUAAUGUUAAUAAAUCCGCCAGUUUUCCACUACUCAGUGCCCGCUACAUCAAUAAAACCGAAAUAUUGCUCACGUGGUCCUCUCCGCCCACUCCAUAUUACACAAGAUACCUACUCCAGUAUCGAAGUUACCAGAAAUGGACAUUUGUAACCGAGGGUCCUGAAAUGAACUACACCUACCACAAUCCCAAUCCCUGCAGCCCGCAGCAGUUCCGUGUGAUCGCAGUCAAUCAGUACGGGACCAAAGGAUUCUCCAACUCUCUGACCGUGUCCGCCCCAGCACCACCUUCUGCCCCACAGAACCCACAAUUGAUGGAGGACGCCAUGUUCUACAACCCCCAUUCAAAAGAGUUCGCUGGUGUCUUACAGGUGGAGGGAAUCCAAGAAUGGAAACAAGAGGAUAUUGACUAUUACCAAUGGAACAAGCUGCCUACCAUUUACUGUAAAAACAUCAACAGUUUUGUAGUGCCAAUACUCGAUGGGUUAUCCUCUAGAGAUGCCGAUGUCGGUACACUCCACAGGAUGGGAAUCCGAAUCCAUUUAGACGGAUUUGACUGUGUUUACACUAUACAGGUACGCGCUGUUUCCAAAUGUGGAGUACCAGGACCGUACAGUAACAUCACCAUCGAUUUAACUGAUUGCUCCAAAAUCCGUAACUUUAACUGUCAAGCAUGGAGAAACAGGAUAUUCAAUAAACCUGGAAAUGUUGAAAACGUCACCCUGACAAUGGAUCUACACCACCCACACAUCUGGUUAAAAGUCGACUGGGAAAAACCUACGGAUAUGGGUUCUAUGGGGGUGAUAUCGCACUACGUCAUGAGGUGGGGAAAAGUCCGGCUCCCAAUAUUUGAACUGGAACAACCGGAGUUCACACACGAUCCUUUCAAUACAACGUUACCAAAUAAUAUCGUUGAAUUUGGAAUUCAAGUUCAAGAGGAACCUCACACAAGUUAUGGAUUUCAGAUUAUGCCGAUUGCACCCACUCAAGUCUUGAGGCCUAGUGAAUAUGAUAUGUAUCAGAUUUUUGAUAUUACCCUUAAAAAUCGCACAUCGUGUCAAAACAAUAACAUACCAGCAUCUCGAAUAUCUUGUGACGAAGACGGUGUGACAGUCGUCCACUUCAGCAACACCCUGGACAUCACUGUCAUCUGGCGCGUGUCAGGUCACUCCAAACGGGAAACAGACGACAAACAAGGCUUCGACGACAAGGAGUUCUAUGAAAAGUAUGCCAUACAAUUAGGGGAAGUGAAACACGUCCCGCCACCUGUCGGUCUACAACUUGUCAAAGCUAAUGUAACCGUUGUGGAAUCUGUUUGUGAAGAGCGACGUCCUUCAUUCACGCUAUGUAUUCCUGAACGGGACACCAUACAAUACAAAAAUCUACAACCAGAGGUUCUCUAUGGAAUCAGGGUCAUUGGAUUGAAGAAGUCGGAGGCACUGCCUACAGAAAAACGAUGGAGAAUGAAGAAAGUACACACAUUUGUUUUAAACAAAACGACAGAAGUAUUGAACACAACAUUAUCAACAGCUAUAUCGAGAGAUCACGUAGACUACAUAUUGGUCAUAGUUGGUGUGCCAAUAGCCCUGUUAGUUGUUCUCCUCCUGUUGUGCUGUAUACUGAGGAGGCGAAAAAAGAGGGAACUGUCCUCUCUUGACAGCCAUUUGUUGUUCGGCGAAGCUUCCCCCGACAACCCUUACAACCAGAUAGAAAGGGCAAUGCGUACAGCAACUACUCUAACAGUUGUUGCAGACAAAUGGGAGAUACCACAUGACUGCGUGCGCAUCGGCCGCAUGUUAGGAAGCGGUGCGUUCGGUUAUGUCGUCAAAGGCCGUAUCAACAGAAGCAUAUUAAGGCACAGGGGUAUAAAAGAACCGUUUGUUGCAGACAGAAAGAAUAUGUAUGUGUCUGUGGCAGUUAAGUUAAUACAAGAGGAGGCGUCAGAAACAAAAAAGGAAGAAUUCUUAAGAGAAAUCCGGUUAAUGAAGGGGAUCGGAUAUCACAAUAAUGUUAUAAGUAUGUUGGGCUGUUGUACGCUGCAUGAUCCAAUAUGUUUGAUAGUAGAGCAUGCAACUCAUGGCGACCUACUGUCUUAUCUUAGAAAUAUCAGGCAACGAAUCCAACAGAGUAAGAUCAACGCAGAAUAUGUUAAUCAGGAAAUUGAAACAGUGAGUCCUCAGGAGCUGUUAUCGUUUGCCAGACAGAUCUCCACUGGAAUGGAAUUCCUCUCCCAGAAAGGUUUCAUUCAUCGUGACUUGGCAGCAAGAAACAUAUUGGUGGACAAGAAAAAUCUGGUGAAAAUCGGCGAUUUUGGUCUCACGCGUUACACGUACGACAACAAAGUUUACGUUAACCGGAAGGGUGGUCGUCUGCCCCUCAAGUGGAUGUCAAUUGAAGCCAUCAACGAACUGACAUUUUCUUCUGCCAGCGAUGUGUGGUCCUUUGGUGUCUUACUAUUUGAAAUUGUCACCCUUGGUGGGACACCAUACCCAACUAUCGACACCCGAGAAUUGCUGCGAGAAUUGAAGAACGGAUAUAGGAUGGAAAAACCGGAGAACUGUUCCGAGGAAAUUUACCAAAUCAUGCGUUCGUGUUGGCGAGAGGACCCGGCCAGCAGACCGAGUUUUACCGAGCUCCGCCUGACUUUUGAUUCAUUGUUAGAGAAAAGUUGUGGUGAACAUUACGUUAAUUUUGAGCUUGACGACAGCAAACUUUACUAUCAUCUUCACGACGACCUCAACAGUCAAAAUACUGCAACAGCUUCAAUAUCUCCCUCGGACAUUGAGUGCUUCGAUAAAUUUGAGGGAACGCAUGAAACAGACAGAUAUCCUGACGUCAUAAAUCACGUAGAAGAUGUCUGUACUUCGGAGAAACGGAUUCCCGAAAACAAAGUGUCUAGUCUUGAGUUUUCAGAAAUCCAAGAUACUGAGGUUUCGACAAGGACAGGUAGUGUCAAGUCUACAUUUGAUGUAUCUUGUUUUCCAAAUUCUAGAACUGUGACAUUUUGCAAAGACUCUUUAGAAACGGUUCCAGUUCGAAAGAGAGUACGACUAGGCUCGCCACAUACCAAUAAAAAAUAUUCAACAAUAGCAACAACCAAACUUAAUACAGACAUUCCACGACAAUAUAGACACGAUCCCCUGACCUCGAAAGCCAGCUAUAGUCCUGACCUUGAAAGUUUACCAAGAAGCAGUGUCAUCGACUGCGAUGCAGAUGAAAGUAGCAUUGGUAGUUUAUGCUCAAAAUGUUCUACGUCAUCAAAUGGUGAUGAUGAUGUAUUUUACUCAGAUAGUAGCAACAUUACAAGAGAAGGACCAAAUAACCCAUAUAAGCUUUCUGGAAGACCAAAUUUGUAUCGUCAAAGGGCCAGAACCGCCCCAGGCUUUACCACCUCGUUUUUAUCCGACGAUCUUCAAAACGACUCUGGUGUGUCCACAUCCAGCGUUAAUGAUGACAACAGAUUUUUCGUAUUUCCGUCGAUCAGUAAUCGUCUUUCAAAGACUGAAAAAGAGGAAUGUCAAGCUGAAACUACUUCGAGCGACAUUGAGGUUAAAAGCUUGUCACAUGAUCUCGGAAUGUCCACGGACACCUGUGUUUGGGACAGCGACGAACAGACUUUGGACACAUACGUUUAGGACACCUUCAAAACUCUUUCUUAAAACAAACAAAUUUUCUAUAGUAAAUGGCAUUUUAUGAUAUUGGAUUUUAUUUGAAUAUAAAGUGUAUUGGUUUUCCGAAA